Diuraphis noxia (Russian wheat aphid) is the source of this 729-nucleotide messenger RNA. RefSeq names its product zinc finger BED domain-containing protein 1-like. NCBI's taxonomy places the organism in Eukaryota, Metazoa, Arthropoda, Insecta, Hemiptera, Aphididae. The record is from RefSeq and is a predicted model, not a curated record.
AUGAUUCAUAAAAACGACAGUUCUUUCACUAUAUCGCCUCAAAGUGUGUCUUUUGAUAUGUCUGAUGAGGAAUUAGAUACAUCAGUUGCAUCAACAUCGACUAAUAAUAUGCAUCCAGUAUUUAAUCAGUCAACAGAAAAUGCAUCUAUACUUMUUGUAAAUAAACGACAAAAAGGUUUAAUUUGGAAGUUUUUCACACUUGGUGACAAAGAUGAGUCUGGUGUUGAAAGAGGUAAAUGUUUAGAGUGUGGAGUGCAAAUAAAAAGGAAAUGUAGUCAAACUAAAUCUAUGAUAAAUCAUCUAAAAAUACAUAAAAAAAUAUUUGAAAAGUUUAAUGAUAUGAGCGACUUAAUAAAAACUGAAAAUGCUUCUAAAAAAAUUAAAAUGUCUCAACCGACAAUGCCACAAAUUAUAAACCUAACUCAAGCAUGGGCAAAAACAAAUCCAAAUGUAAAGGCACUUAAUGAUAGUGUAUCAAGGUUUAUCAUUCAAGGUUGCCAUGCUUAUUCUAUUGUCCAAGAGCCUGCAUUUUUAGAACUUAUGAGAAAAGCUGAACCAAGGUAUACUGUUCCAUCAAGGCAAUAUUUUUCUCAGAAUCAUAUUCCAAACGCUUUUGAAAAAGCUGUAAAUCAUGUUAGAAGUAUCAUUACUAAUGAAUGUAAAAGUGUUAGAUCUCUGUCAUUUACAACAGAUGGAUGGACUUCUCGUUCCAAUGAAAGUUACACAUAA